UGCUUAGUGGGGCAUAGUGAGGUUGGUGCCUGAGGUUACAGUGUGAGUGAAGCGGGAUGGUGGAUGGUGCUGAGGUAAGCACUUUUGAGCUCGGCUCGUGACUCUUUAGCUGGAGCUCAUGACAAAAUUACACAGUAGCUCUGAAGGGUUUCAAGGCAAGCAGUGACUCGUUCAAGUAAGUGGGAUCUCGUGAGUUGUCCACCUGAGGAAAUUUUGUAUCUUUUGUGAGAAGCAUGAUAACAACCAAUUAAUCGAUCUGACUGAUGUACAAGCUCUUGAGGUAUAUGUGGCUGCACAGAUAAUUCUCUUGAAUAGGCGCCUAUUAAUGAAAACGCCUCUGUCUCAGGAGGUUCCAGAGCGCAAGACGUUGUAGAUUCCAAGCAGCGGGAGCAUCUCCAGGUUGCUAGGUCCACAGGGGUCACUAUAUGUUGAAGUGGCUCGAUGUACCAACCGCUGAUCGGUAAGUCAUAUUGAUUACAAGACUUGAUACAUUUUCAAUUCAAAGUUCGAUGACUACCUAUAGAGACUUGAAGGCCAUGCACUGCCACAUAUCAACAUCAUCAUAUUACCUGGCGAAUGGCUUACACCACAGACAGUCAAGAGACUCUUGUCUUGCAGGGGCUCAAGGCUGAGGUGGUUCGGGUUAUUUUGUCAGGCGCUUGGACCAACCCAAUGCCGCCAAAAAGAGCAACUUGUCCAUGAGAGGCCGAGAUGCAUUAACUUAAAGGUCCAGAAAAGGGGACCUCUAAUUACGUAUCCCGUACUUUCUGUUCUACUUCACUGACUAAACACAAGUUGCACUUGUUGCCACGACAUACGAUAAACGAGUUUAAUCCGUGUCCGGCACUUGACAGCCUAAACCGCCUCUUUUACAUCGUCCUCUCCUUUGUCCAGGCGCCAGUGCAAGACGAUACCUACCUCCCUAUCUAAACGAUCCAAGUCGCAGAACAGAACCAAUAGCAGCACAAGAUAAAUAGGAGCUUCGAAGCCGUCGCAAGUUGUUCAUCAUGGGAAACUCAAUGUCAUGGUUCUCCAACCUACUGUUUGCGAAAAAGGAGAUCAGAAUAUUGAUUCUCGGUCUGGAUAACGCUGGAAAGACAACAUUGCUGUACCGACUCAAGGUUGGCGAAGUUGUCACAACGAUACCUACAAUUGGCUUCAAUGUCGAAUCUGUCACAUAUAAGAACCUAAACUUUAACGUCUGGGAUCUCGGCGGCCAAACAAGCAUCCGACCUUACUGGCGGUGCUACUACGCCAACACAGCAGCUGUCAUCUUUGUUGUGGACUCGACCGAUAUCGAGCGAUUACACACCGCUUCAGAGGAGCUCUCGGCUAUGCUGAACGAGGAGGAACUAAAGGAUGCGGCCCUGCUGGUCUUUGCCAACAAGCAGGAUCAACCAGGAGCCAAGGGCGCAGGUGAGAUUUCAGAGGCAUUGCGUCUGGGUGAGCUCCGCGACCGCAACUGGAGUAUCAUGGCCUGCUCAGCGGUCGAUGGCAGCGGUGUGAAUGAGGGCAUGGAUUGGCUUGUGCAAACUGUCAACCAGGACUGAGCUCGAUGACGAUUUCUUCUUCAGCCCCGGUUUGGCAUUGUACAACAGACGAAAUGAAAUUAUAGUACCACUUCCCGGUUCCAUCACACCUUGGUAGACAGCGACCAUAAGGGACAAGGGAAAGAAACGGAUGGAGCAGAUAUCGGCGUCUUGGAAGAGAGAAGGUUUUUUCACUAAGAGAUGAAAGGAAUGAACAGCAUGGGCGCGUUUCUCGAGGGAGGAUAUAUGAUAGUAUAACUUUAUAAUGCUACAAUCCGGGUCCGAUUGAGUCCUGGCUAUGAUUCUCAUGGAUUUCUUGCAAGAUUUUAUUCGCGGGAUAUUUGAUCCUGAUACGAGGUGCGAACGAUGUGACGGCUAGUGACUGAGGUACGACAGUCUUUGUAGAGGAUACUAGUUACUAGAAUAGUUUGAUUCGGUGUCUUAGGAAGUGCCAGGUUCUUAAAAAGCUGAUACGAGUCGGACUCACACCAGAGCUAUCCUUCUGACCAGCUCAAAGAAAACUUCUCAUUUCGAACUACUGAUGAAUAUUCUACGUCAUUUCAUCUCCGAAAUAUCCUUCUUGCUGUGGAGUUUCCACUGAUAGCUACUUGCUAGAGAGUAGUGGUUCUGAAGAAUCGGAGUUGGUACUUGACGUGCCUGGGCAGCUCUAAGUGGUUCACCGAGGAGGUUUUCAACCUCAAUGUAUUGUUCCUGAGGGAGUGUCAGCACGAUGUUUUCGUCUGAAUAAGGAAAGUUGAUAACAUAUGGACCAUGGCUAUGGUGUGUUUGUAGGGAUGAGUUGAAA
Fusarium odoratissimum NRRL 54006 is the source of this 2334-nucleotide messenger RNA. RefSeq names its product ADP-ribosylation factor-like protein 1. Gene Ontology annotation, biological process: intracellular protein transport; vesicle-mediated transport. NCBI's taxonomy places the organism in Eukaryota, Fungi, Ascomycota, Sordariomycetes, Hypocreales, Nectriaceae. The record is from RefSeq and is a predicted model, not a curated record. Gene Ontology annotation, molecular function: GTP binding; GTPase activity. The transcript is spliced from 5 exons. The coding region runs from base 1008 to 1550 and encodes 180 amino acids. Gene Ontology annotation, cellular component: Golgi apparatus; cytoplasm.